AUGUUGAAAUGGGGAAAGCUGAAACUGAUAUUAUAGUUUUGUUAUUAAAAGCAAUUGUGUUUAUGAUUGUAUUUGACAGUUUAUUUUUGACACGAAAAGCGCUUGUAAGAAGCCAUAUUAUAUAAUUAUUAAUGAACUUAAUGAUGGUAAUCUGAAUGAAUGGCAACCGUAAAUAGAGGCGAUGAGAUGGCAACACUCGACACAUCCCGGACCCUCACUCGCACAGUCAGCGUCUCGCAAGACGUUGGGUAACAGGGUAUGGACACGCUUCUUCGGCGGUGGCGGCAAUUACGCUGAGGUGGCGCUCUGGUUUUGAGAAUGAAGCCAUCUGACAUUUGCACUCUGCUGCACGUGAAUCUUUGGUGGGCGCUCGCAGUUUGUAUUUCGUUUUCACGCGGGGAAGACGCCGCCGCGAAUCCACUGCUGCGUUCCUUGGAAUGCAGUCAGGAGGAAACGCAUUCGUGCAGGCAAGGAAAUGUUACCUCGACGUCUUGGUUUGGAAGAGGAUGCUUCUGCGACGACCUCUGUGGCGAGUAUGGAGACUGCUGCUACGACGCGGAAAAGGACGUUGAUCUCGGACCUGCAUCUGAGGCUGGGAGGCACCGCUGUGUCUCCCUUGUGAGGGACAAGGGCCGGUACAUGCGAGCGUCCUGUCCCUCUGGCUGGGUGGACGAGGAGGUCGCGGCGCUGUGUCGGGCAGCUUCACCGGAACAAAUGUCGUUCCGAGAAGACCCGCUGCUUCACGUGCCGGUCACCAGUAGAACGAGUAACGUGACGUACGCGAACUACCAGUGCGCAGUAUGCCAUAGCGAUACGCAUGACGUGGUCUUUUGGAACGUCGACUUGAAGUGCCCCUCACUUAUAGGCCCUAGCGAGGUUGAGGUGAAUGCGUCGCCAGGUGACCUAGUGUUUCGAGAGGGCCAGUGGGGAGUGGUCGUAAAUGGCAGUGAGCAAGUGCACAUAUGUUACCUGGAACUAUCCCUCGGAAACAUUUGGAAAUUCCCCGGGAGAUCGUGCAGACUUGUUGUGGACAAGUGCAUGGAAAAUUGGGACGAUGAACGAGAAAAACUUUGUCAUUCAUACACAUCUCACGUAUACAUAAAUGGGGAAGUUUACAAGAAUAGUUUUUGUGCUACUUGCAACAAUGCGUCCAGUACCAAUGGAGUUUGUGAGCCCUGGAAUUACUCUUAUCCUGUAUUCAGGUCCAGCUUCCCUAAGCCUUUUACAAUACUGAUAGAUUUCACGUGCAGAAACGGUAAUAACAAUGUUGGAGAAAGAUGUGUAUUUGAUCCAUUCUCCAAGAAGUACAGGAAUCUAGGUGAAAUUGACGUCAAAGAGGACCUGAUUCACCCAGACACACCAGGCAAUGCCACUGCCCCUCUUCUUAGUGACGGAACCUGUAGAAACGAGACGAUUCUUAAGGACGACUAUAUUAUGGUCAACGACACUGUGGUUAUAAAAGUGUCUAAUCGCACUUACUAUUCUGGAGAGUACGAGGUUGUGGAAGAAGGAGUUUUGGUGUGCUCCUUCGCGUCCGACAAAUACUCGGACGCCAUGGGGUGGGUGACGCUGGCUGGUCUGAGCGCGUCCUCCCUGUGCCUCGUGCUGCACUUGGUGGCCUUCGCCCUCGUGCCUCACCUCAGGAACCUUCACGGCAGGAACGUGGCAUCUCUUUCUGCGUCGCUCCUCGGGGCCUACGUCUCGUACAUCCUCAGCGUUUUCGCCGAGACAUCGACGACGGAAUGCUACGUGUUCGCGGUUCUCAUCUACUACUUGUUUCUCACGUCGUUCUCGUGGAUGAACGUCUUGGGCUUCGAUGUGUUUUACACGUUCAGGCGAAGCAGAGUGAGGUCCGGAGAACAGUGGAAGAGGUUCUUAGUGUAUUCUGCGUACGGGUGGGUGCUUCCCGCGUGCGCCGUCGCUGCGGUGGUAGCGGUGGACCAGACGAGGCCCCCCGGGUUCCCCCCGGAAUUCCUUCCGAGUCUUGGGCAGCACCUGUGCUGGUUCGGGCGACGCAAGGCCUUGCUGGCGUUCUUCGGCGCCCCCCUGAUCGCCAGCAUCAUCAUGAACGUGGCUUUGUUCGUCGCCACGACAGUCAGCAUCGCCAAGACGAUGCAGUCGGAGGUGCGGAAGACGUCCCCGAGUGAGCCGAAGAAGGAGUUCCUCCUGUACCUCCGGCUGGCCGUCCUGAUGGGGAUCACGUGGAUCACUUCGGUGGUGGCCUCGUACCUGGAGCUGGAAGUGCUGUGGUACGUGUUCAUCCUGUUGAACACUCUGCAGGGCGUGUUCAUCUUCCUGGCCUUACCUGCAGGACCAAGGUGUGGGAGGCCAUCGCGCAGCCUUGCCAAGCGCCGUCCUCCGUCAGCUGCUGCAGAAGGCAAGAGUCAGAACCUCCGGCGAGUGAUCAGAGCGGAAUGUUCUCCAGCUCUACCUCGACGAACAUGA
Molecule: messenger RNA, 2445 nt
Organism: Penaeus vannamei (Pacific white shrimp)
Lineage: Eukaryota; Metazoa; Arthropoda; Malacostraca; Decapoda; Penaeidae
Biological process (GO): G protein-coupled receptor signaling pathway; cell surface receptor signaling pathway
Cellular component (GO): membrane
Molecular function (GO): G protein-coupled receptor activity
Source: RefSeq, a predicted model, not a curated record